CCUGCACUCCGGUCUGACUAGGAUUGCUGAUCAGUAGGAGUUACUACUGUUGGUGAACCAGCAGUAUACUUGCCAUCGCGAAUUGGUCCAUGGCCGUGGGUCUUUCGACCCAGGCAUCUAGAGCUCGCUCCAUUACAAUUAGUCAAAGGUCCCAAACGUCACAUUUAGGCUUUACCUUUCGCAAGCCAGGCAGCUGCGGCAUUGUCAGGAUUCCUAGCACUCGCCUUAAAGCAACCACAGCCGCUAUGAGCCUCGUAACCAAGACCUUCUUCCUUGAUAGUUUUGCGCAGCGGCAAUGGGAUGAUCCCAACUACGGCGGCACGCGCGUGUCGUACGACAAAGCGGCCUUCGUGCAACGAAUUCAAGAGGAAUUCGAUAAGGGUUCCCCCCUAGUCGACGGCUACGCUCCCUUCUGCAAGCACAUCUUCGUACCCAACUUCGUGGGAGCUCGGCUGGGUGCGCUGCGGGUUACUCCCGACAACGCCAGCAAACUGCGCAGCGGCUUCACCCGGCGCCGACCCGAGGAGCUUGCCGUACUGUCCAGGUGGUUCUCCGCUGCUGAUGUGGAGGUUCCCGAGGCCAAGUUUCUGGACAUCAUCCUCUACUCGCGCGAGCAGCUGCUGGCCGAGUAUGCAGCCAUGCCCGCAAAAGACAAAUCCGGAGCUGCUGCUGCUGCUGCGGGGGAGGGGCAGGAGGCGGAUGCGGUGCUGCCUGAUGCGCCCUGGGGUAUCAUCAGCGUGAAGGCGCAGGAUGAACCGUUCGAGACGCCCAUGCAGCCCAUCACCAUGAUGAGGAACGCGUUGGGGCGGGAAGAAGGCGGGAGCGGGGUGGCGCUGGUGAGGGAGAAGUAUGAGGCGGCGGUGGCGUAUUGGGAGGAGCAUGCGACGAUAGUGGAGGGCGCGAGGCCGAAUGGGGAG
Molecule: messenger RNA, 917 nt
Organism: Astrephomene gubernaculifera
Lineage: Eukaryota; Viridiplantae; Chlorophyta; Chlorophyceae; Chlamydomonadales; Astrephomenaceae
Source: the annotation of a GenBank genome assembly